AUGAGCACCGGAAGAGAUAUCCUUUGUCAAAAACUUCAAGUCCUGCUGGACCGCCGUCGCGCGGAGGGACGGCUGUACGAGCCAGCCUCGCCGGACGAGUAUGAAGGUACAGUGGACUUUGGAUCAAAUGAUACAUUGUCUCUCUCAGCGUCUGGACUUUUGACCGAGGCUUUUUUGCAUCAACUCGAAAGACAUCCCCACUUCACUAUUGGGGCCAAUUCCACGCGCGUCUUUGAGGGAACAAGGCAAUACAUAGUGGAUAUUGAGCGUGACCUGGCUCAUUUUCACAAUGCUGAGGAAGCUCUCUUCUGUGGAUCCGGUUAUGACGCCAAUACAGCCAUUUGGUCCGCAAUUCCGCAGCCCGGAGAUUUCAUUGUAUUCGACGAGCUAGUGCAUUCUAGCAUACGCGAGGGCAUGAGGCUGGGACGGGCUAAGAGCAUUCCCUUCCGUCACAACGACAGUCUGUCCCUGCGGCAACGCCUAGAAGAGCUCCGGGACCAGAAUGGCGAAGUCGCAGAAGGCAGACGACUUGUGUUUAUUGCAAUCGAGUCUAUCUAUAGCAUGGAUGGAGAUGUGGCUCCUCUUCACGAGAUUGUAAAGGUUGCCUAUGACACUCUACCCCGAGGCAACUAUAUCCUUUCAGUCGAUGAAGCACAUUCCAAUGGCAUCAUUGGACCCCAUGGCUCAGGAGUCGUUUCAUUAUAUGGACUUGAAAAUGAAUUUUCGAUCAGGUUACAUACCUGUGGAAAAGCACUGGCAUCAGCGGGAGCGGUGGUAUUGUGCAAUUCGACAAUAAAAGAGGCGCUAAUCAACUAUGGGCGGAACAUCAUAUUCACAACUGCGCCAUCUUUCACAGCUGUGGCAGCUGUUCGCGCUGCCUAUGAGAUACUGGCCACCCAGGAAGGACACAGGCGCCAAAAUCGUCUGCAAAAGAACAUAUGGUACUUCUACUGGACCUUGACAAAACACCCUCAGUGGGGGGAUAUCAAAGCGCGAAGCAUCCUUUCCUUGCCGACAGAGAAAACCUGGUAUACCAGGCCAUUCAAGUCCCCCGUAGUUCCAAUCAUCACAAAGCCCAAACAAGCUAACAGCUUGUGCAAGAGGUUGCGGCGGGCCGGAUAUUGGGUAAAUGCAGUUGAUCAUCCCACUGUGCCCAAGGGAACAGGUCGAAUACGGCUGAUGAUCCACGCGGACAAUACCCGAGAGGAAAUGGACGGGGUGAUCCUGCUAAUCAUGAAAUGGGCGACUGAACAAUAUCAACCAGUGGAGCCGGCCCAAGUCAUGGCGAAAUUGUGAGGUGGGUGUGCAUGUGGGAG
Aspergillus welwitschiae is the source of this 1316-nucleotide messenger RNA. Its product is annotated as aminotransferase class I/II-fold pyridoxal phosphate-dependent enzyme. Lineage: Eukaryota; Fungi; Ascomycota; Eurotiomycetes; Eurotiales; Aspergillaceae. Gene Ontology annotation, molecular function: pyridoxal phosphate binding. The coding region runs from base 1 to 1296 and encodes 431 amino acids. The record is from RefSeq and is a predicted model, not a curated record. Gene Ontology annotation, biological process: biosynthetic process. The transcript is spliced from 3 exons.